This is a messenger RNA of Morone saxatilis (striped sea-bass), 4050 nucleotides long. RefSeq names its product leucine-rich repeats and immunoglobulin-like domains 1 (gene lrig1). The record is from RefSeq and is a predicted model, not a curated record. The transcript has 17 exons. The coding region runs from base 849 to 3890 and encodes 1013 amino acids. Gene Ontology annotation, molecular function: protein binding. NCBI's taxonomy places the organism in Eukaryota, Metazoa, Chordata, Actinopteri, Moronidae.
CUCCAGAAAAAAAGGAAAAGUAACUCAAGAAAGGAAAAAACUCAUGGUGGUGGUACACGGUCGGAAGGAGGGGGACUCUUAUUUUGCUAUUAAUCGGAUCGUCGAGAUUUUGUGACCACAGACUGCACCUGAUAAGCUGUCGGUUGAGCUCUUGUGGGACGGGCUGUGUGUAUUUCAAAGUUGGAUUUAUUCGACCACAGAGCCGUGAAGCGCUGCGGAGAUUUGGACGGUAUGCAGCGCUCGGCUUGAGACACCGACGCUGGAGUUUUCGGCACUAUUCCUGGGGGUCCUAACUUAUUUGAUACAUCUUCAAGUUUGUAGCGGACAUUUAACAACGCCGCCAGAAGCCACAGUGUUACUCUGUAGCAUAAGUUUUGAACAGUUCUGCUGCGGCUCCGUAGAUCAACAGUUCUUAUAUUGUGAGAGCCGCCCGGGUGUCCUUUAACAUUUUGCUGUUGCAUGUUUGUCAAACAUGCCACCAAAGGCAGUCACCCUAACGAGAAAGUAGCUUUUAGCCUUUUAUGAACUCACUGUCGACUUCUGUCUGGGUUCAAGGCGACACACGAGCUCUCUGUCGGCUACUGUUGCUUUUUAAUCUGUGAAUCACCUUUGAUUUUUAGCCCGCGUCGGACACCAGAGGAGAAAGUUGGACUGGGAACUAAAUGACUGCCACUGGGAUGGAAAACGUUUUACUGCGCCGCACUCGUUCUUUCUAUUAGCCUCUGUAUCACAAGAAGACUAUUAAUGUGCUAUAAAAAGCACCCAGUCUCUCCAAAUCUACAUUAAUAUUCCAGUUCGUGGGACCGAGGAGAGAACUCAGCGGCCGCGCUAUUAAAACUGGAUACAAAAUGGCGGCGUCCCUGGGACGAUUUGGAUUUGUUUCUCGUUGUGUUUUUUAUUUCAUUUUGUCGGACCAGCUGUUAAUCAGUUAUGGACUGAGUUCAGACUUGCCGUGUGCCCAGAACUGUACGUGCAACGGAGAUUCAGUGGACUGUAGCGACCUGGAGCUGACGGCUACCCCUCUGGAUCUUCCCGUCCGGACUGUUUCCUUAAAUCUUGGCCACAACAAGCUGACCGCCAUCGGUGUUGAAGCGUUUGACAACCUUCCAAACUUGAGAGAACUGCGUUUGGACCACAAUGAGCUGACCUCCAUACCAAAUUUAGGACAGGCUGCUUCCAAGAUUGUAUCUCUCUACCUACAUCAUAAUAAGAUCCGCAGUAUAGAUGGCAGACGGACCAGAGAGCUGGUUUCUGUGGAAACCCUGGACCUGAGCAAUAAUGACAUCACUGAGCUCCGAGGGCACUGCUUUCCUGCAGGCCUCCAAAUCAGAGACCUCUACCUGAGCAACAACAAGAUCAUCGCGUUGGAGCUCGGCGCCCUGGACCAUCUGGGUUCAACUCUACAGGUCCUGAGACUGAGCCGAAACCGCAUCAGCCAGAUCCCUGUGAGAGCCUUCCAGCUCCCAAGGCUCACCCAACUUGAGCUGAACAGGAACCGUAUUCGUCAGGUGGAGGGUCUGACCUUCAAGGGUCUGUCCAGCCUGGAGGUCCUCAAGCUACAAAGAAACAGCAUCAGCAAACUUACUGAUGGGGCCUUCUGGGACCUGGCCAAGAUGAAAGUCCUUCACCUGGACUACAACAGCCUGACAGAGGUGAACAGUGGCUCUCUGUACGGCCUGACCUCCCUUCAGCAGUUAUUCCUCAGUAACAACUCUAUAGCCCGCAUCAACGCUGAUGGAUGGAAGUUCUGCCAGAAGCUCAGGGAACUGAAUCUAUCGUACAACAACUUGACUCGUCUGGAUGAAGGCAGCCUGGCUGUGUUAGGGGAUCUCCACACUCUCCGUCUGGGCCACAACUCCAUCAGCCACAUCACCGAGGGAGCCUUCAGAGGCCUCAAGGCCGUACGCAUCCUGACUCUGUUUGGAAACAAGAUCAAGUCGGUGGCCAAGAAAGCCUUCUCUGGCCUGGAGACCCUGGAACACCUGAACCUGGGAGAGAACGCUAUUCGAUCCAUCCAGACCGAUGCCUUCAGUAAAAUGAAGAACCUCAAAACCCUUCUCAUUCAGAGCGACAGCUUCCUGUGUGACUGCCAGCUCCACUGGCUGCCCGACUGGUUGGUGACACGUGGUUUGCAGGCUGGUGUCAAUGCCACCUGCGCCCACCCUGAGAGCCUCAAGGGCACCAGCAUCUUCCAGGCUCCGUCCAGCAGCUUUGUGUGCGAUGACCUUCCGAAACCUCAAAUCACCGUGCAGCCAGAAACUACGGUGACAGUCCUCGGUAGCGACGUGCGUCUCACCUGCACGGCCGCGAGCAGCAGCUCCUCCCCCAUGACCUUCGCUUGGCGCAAGGACCAGGAGCUACUUCGCCACGCCGAGACGGAGAACUAUGCCCAUGUGCGCGCUCACCACCAAGGCACAACAUCUGAUUCGCCAGGUUCAGGUGGAGGCGUGAUGGAGUACACCACUAUCCUGCACCUGCGGCACGUCACCUUCGCCCACGAGGGCCGUUACCAGUGCAUCAUCACCAACCACUUUGGCUCCACCUACUCCAGCAAAGCCCGCGUCAUUGUCAACGUUCUCCCAUCCUUCGUAAAGACUCCCAGGGACAGCACCAUCAGGACGGGCCACACAGCGAGGCUGGAGUGCGCCGCCGAGGGCCACCCGGCACCACAGAUCGCCUGGCAGAAGGACGGCGGCACCGAUUUCCCCGCUGCCCGCGAGCGCCGAAUGCACGUCAUGCCCGACGACGACGUGUUCUUCAUCAUGGACGUCAAGCCGGAGGACAUGGGCGUUUACAGCUGCACUGCCAAAAACACGGCGGGCACUGUCUCUGCAAACGCCACGCUCACUGUGCUGGAAACACCCCACCUGGCCCAGGACCUGGAGGACCGCAGCGUGGUGGUGGGAGACACGGUGGCCCUGCAGUGUAAGGCCCUGGGCAGCCCUCCGCCCCGUAUCACCUGGCUGCGCAACGACCAGCCCCUGCGCCCCUCCGACAGACACCACUUCACCCCGGGGAACCAGCUGCUGGUCAUCGGCUCCGCCUCGGUGGAGGACGCCGGCCGCUACACCUGCCUCAUGUCCAACACCCUGGGCACGGAGCGCGCUCACAGCCAGCUGGUGGUGAAUCAGCGCCGCAGCCCCUGCACGCCGCCGGUGGGGCCGAGCACGGUCACCAUAGGGAUCAUAGUCAUCGCUGUGGUGACGAGUAUCGUGGUGACGUCACUGGUGUGGGUGUGCAUCAUCUACCAGACCAGGAAGAAGAGCGAGGAGUGCAGUGUCACCAACACAGAUGAGACGAUAGUUCCUCCAGACGUACCCAGCUACCUCUCGUCCCAGGGCACUCUGUCCGAGCGGCAGGAUGUGUGUAUCCGCGUGGAGGCCAGCGGUGGACCUCAACCCAACGGACACGUUGUAGACACCGCAGGUUUCGACGGCGCGGUCGUGUGCACAGAUUGUAUGGAGAACGGCAGCAGCUACUCCAAAGACCCCGACUACCUUACGCACGGGUUCAGCCCUGCGGGAGGAAUGGAGUACCAACAGCACACCCCCACCGCUCCCCCACCCUACUCUCAUUUUCAUCCAGGAGAGCAGCACGACGCGGGGCCGCACCCGACCCCGCUCUGCAAUGGGACACCCAACGGGAUCCGAAAGGACAUUCAAGGAUUUCCCAAAAACCACAAUACGUUACAGCACGAUCGAAAAGUGAGCAGAGGGGGACAAACGCCGGCUCCAUCAGAGGAGGUCUUCUUCCACAAGCCGGUGAAGCUGGGCGUGACGGGCCUCGACAGUGACUGUGAGCCUGAGCUCAGGCAGACUCUGCUGUCCAACGGACACACCCUCAGAGCCUCUCAGAAUGAGAGCGCCCCCCUAAGGAGAGCCAGCGACUAGCAGGCACUCCAUCCAGCCCAAAACGUGGACUUGCAGUAGCAGAGUGGACUUCUAUAUUUUUUUUUUUGCACUGGGAAAUAAACUCCUACCUCAUAUCGAGGCGAUUGAUCCUGAGCCUCCUGGAUCUGGACUGAAGGAACCGGGGGGGGGGGGGGGCGGC